AUGCUGUCACAUUUCGUUCAAAUCACGGAGUUGGACCUGCCGUGGCAUCGGUUUACGCGGGUAGGACAAGAGCCGUUACAUAUCCAGAUCGACAGACUCUCUCUUAAUAUCGAAUUUGCGUCAACAGCGACCGGGUUGCUUUCAGUCUAUCCUCGGCACAAUGGCCCCCGUGAAGGGAGCAAGAUUUUGAAAGCAGGCGACAUCCCCGUCGACUCAGAUCUUCCUAUCCAAGGCUCUCGAGCCUCACGCAAGGUGGCGUUCGGCAUCUCACUUGAUGCCACCGUGGUGAUCCAGAUCGAAUUUGAAUGGGAGACAUCUUCACAUUGA
This is a messenger RNA of Colletotrichum abscissum, 327 nucleotides long. RefSeq lists its product as uncharacterized. The transcript has a single exon. The record is from RefSeq and is a predicted model, not a curated record. Lineage: Eukaryota; Fungi; Ascomycota; Sordariomycetes; Glomerellales; Glomerellaceae. Bases 1 to 327 code for a protein of 108 amino acids.